Molecule: messenger RNA, 525 nt
Organism: Perkinsus marinus ATCC 50983
Lineage: Eukaryota; Perkinsozoa; Perkinsida; Perkinsidae
Product: subtilisin, putative
Exons: 1
Coding region: 1-525 (174 amino acids)
Biological process (GO): proteolysis
Molecular function (GO): serine-type endopeptidase activity
Source: RefSeq, a predicted model, not a curated record
AUGACGGAAGGUUCCGAUUCAAGGAGAUCCCAACUCGUUACCGACAAGAUUCAGGAAGCAAAUGCAGCUGGCAUGCUCGUUGUCGUCACGGCAGGUGAUGUGCACCUGGAUCUGGACAAAAAUCCAUACUUCCCUUGUACCUUCGGCCGUUCACCCGAUGAUGGAGUGUUAUGUGUGGCUGAAACGUAUGGUCCAAAAAUGCAGCUUAUGAUUGAAAGCAAUUUCGGUUCAGCUGUUGACAUUGCUGCUCCAGGUAACGAAAUAUUUACAACUGAUCUCAAAGGGGGAUAUACCAGAGUUUCGGGUACUUCGGAUGCUGCCGCUAUUGUAGCAAGUAUAGCUGGGAUGCUCUACAGCCUUGAACCUUCUCUGAAGACUAAGCUGACCCCUGCUUACAUCAAAAGUAUCAUCAAGGAUACGGCCACCAAAGGUGUCAAGGACAGUGAAGGAAAGAAGACUCUCUCCUUCGGCCGCGUGAAUGCUGCGGCGGCUGUCAAUAAGAUACUUGGAAGGAAGAAGGUUUAA